Exophiala spinifera is the source of this 933-nucleotide messenger RNA. RefSeq lists its product as uncharacterized. NCBI's taxonomy places the organism in Eukaryota, Fungi, Ascomycota, Eurotiomycetes, Chaetothyriales, Herpotrichiellaceae. Gene Ontology annotation, biological process: transmembrane transport. Bases 1 to 933 code for a protein of 310 amino acids. The record is from RefSeq and is a predicted model, not a curated record. The transcript is spliced from 2 exons.
AUGUCGACAACAACCGGCGCAUUCAUUGCAGGCGGCAUUGCAGCUUGCGGCGCCGUCACUGCAACACACCCCUUCGAAACAGUAAAAAUCCGGUUACAAUUACAAGGAGAACUGCAGUCAAAGGAUCUGGCAGUAAAAAAAUAUAAAGGUGUCUUUCAUGGCGUUGGAGUCAUUGUCAAGAAUGAAGGGAUUCGAGGAAUCUAUCGCGGCAUUGGGUGCGCAUAUGUCUACCAGAUCCUCCUCAAUGGCUGCAGAUUGGGCUUCUACGAACCGCUGAGAGCCGCAGGCUCAAAACUUAUUUUCAAGGAUACGAAUGUCCAAUCUCUUGGUGUCAACAUCUUUUCGGGUGCAGCUUCAGGAAUUCUUGGUGCUAUGGCUGGCUCGCCCUUUUUCCUGGUGAAAACUCGACUACAGUCAUAUUCGCCCUUUCUCCCAGUCGGGACGCAGCACAAGUACCGCAACGCUUUGGACGGUGUUAGACAGAUCUACACGACGGAGGGGGUUCGGGGCUUGUAUCGAGGGAUGGGCGCUUCCAUGGUCAGAACCGGUGCUGGAAGCUCCGUACAAUUACCAACAUAUUUUUUCGCAAAACGACGAUUAAUGCGUCAUGCUGGUAUGGAGGACGGGCCUGCCUUGCACUUGCUGAGUUCAACGGCGAGUGGCUUCGUGGUUUGCUGUGUGAUGCAUCCUCCGGAUACCGUAAUGGCUCGAUUAUACAAUCAACACGGCAAUCUUUACAGCGGGAUUUUUGAUUGCUUGUACAAGACCAUCAAAACAGAAGGACUCCUUAGCGUGUACAAGGGGUUCACGGCUCAUUUGGCUCGUAUAUUGCCUCAUACAAUCCUGACUUUGAGUUUGGCAGAGCAAACGAAUAAGUUCGUGCGUGGCAUCGAGACGCGGAUUCUGCCAGAGGCCCUGAAGGACAAGUUAUGA